AUGACGGCGAAAUACCCCAGUACGAUGAGCUGUACGGAGGCUUUUGACCAGCUGACCGCAUGCUAUUCGGUCGGCGGGCAGUUUCGCAAUUAUUAUCGGUACGGCGAGUUUAAUCCAUGCGUUAAACAGCUAGCCAAGUUCAAAUUCUGCAUUGUCAACGGCACUGAUCCAAUCAAGGUGCAAGAAUGGUACCGCGACCAAGCUGAGUAUAACCGAAUUCAUAGGGGCAGUUCAGAUGAUAUAUGGGAGGAGCGUAAAUAG
This is a messenger RNA of Lachancea fermentati, 261 nucleotides long. Lineage: Eukaryota; Fungi; Ascomycota; Saccharomycetes; Saccharomycetales; Saccharomycetaceae. The record is from the annotation of a GenBank genome assembly.